AUGUCAUACAACAGAUUAGGCGCACCAGGCGGUAGCGACGACCCGUACGAGAUGGAUCCCCGAAGACAAGUUGGGCGCACUCCUUCGCCAGGGCAGCCUCUCCGUGGCUAUCAACUAGAAGACCGCUAUGCAUCACCACAUCAAGACCGCUAUGCGUCACCACAGCCCUCGGGCAUCUUGGAAAUCCCAAUGGGACCCAACCCAGCAGCAGCCUCCGGCGACCGCUUGCCGUUACAACCAAGUUACUCAGUAGAGAAUAUCCCAUACGCCGCUGGCAACUAUCACGACGAUUACGACCCACGACCACAACAUCACGACUCCGAUUACUCGCUCGACCCCCAAGCGCAUCACGAUGCAUACUACAACCAGCCUUACGACCCAACUCCGCAUGAUGAGAGCCCGGGCGCCGGAUACGGCACACAACCGACGCAUUACUGGCAAGAUGAGGACAUGAACAGACCGAUGAUACACGGGGCCAAUUCCUAUGGCCCGGAUCCCCAUGACGCAGAUGACAUGGACCCAGAGAACCCCUUCCACGAUGAGCCCGCGCCCACACCUAGCCCAGCUCCAAUCAAGCGAUGGAAAACAGUCAAGGAAGUCCAAUUGUUCAAGGGCAAUUUGGUGCUCGAUUGUCCAAUUCCGCCGCGGUUACUGAACCAGGUUCCACAUGCACAGCCCCCGGAGCGUGACGAGUUCACUCAUAUGCGCUACUCGGCCGCCACAUGCGACCCUGCAGACUUCGAUGCAGAGCGCUUCACUUUGCGUCAGAAGCUUUUUGCAAAGCCAAGGCACACUGAGCUCUUCAUUGUUAUCACCAUGUACAACGAGGAGGAUGAAUUGUUUGCGCGGACAAUGAUUGGUGUCAUCAAGAACAUUGAGUAUAUGAACUCGCGAACCAACAGCAAGACGUGGGGCAAGGACGCGUGGAAGAAGAUCGUAGUCUGCGUCGUCAGCGAUGGUCGUGCCAAGAUCAACCCGAGGACCCGCGCCGUGCUAGCAGCCCUCGGUGUCUACCAGGACGGCAUUGCCAAGCAGCAAGUCAACGGCAAGGAUGUGACUGCCCAUAUUUAUGAGUACACCACGCAAAUGACGCUUGACAUCAAGAAGGGCGUCGUCGGUGUCAAGAAGGGCAACACCCCCGUCCAAAUGCUGUUCUGUUUGAAAGAAAAGAACCAGAAGAAGAUCAACUCCCAUCGAUGGUUCUUCCAGGCUUUCGGAGCUGUUUUGGAUCCCAAUGUUUGCGUGCUUAUCGAUGCUGGUACAAAGCCUGGAAAAGAUUCAGUCUACCAGCUGUGGAAGGCGUUUGAUCUCGAGCCCAUGUGUGCAGGUGCCUGUGGUGAGAUCAAGGCUAUGCUUGUGCAUGGCAAAAAGCUCUUGAACCCGCUGGUUGCGACACAGAAUUUUGAGUACAAGAUGAGCAACAUCCUGGAUAAGCCUCUCGAGUCUGCGUUUGGUUUCAUCUCUGUGCUUCCUGGUGCCUUCUCCGCAUAUCGCUACGUAGCGCUCCAAAACGACAAGACUGGACAAGGGCCACUGGAGAAGUACUUUGCUGGUGAAAAGAUGCACGGUGCCAACGCUGGAAUUUUCACAGCUAACAUGUACCUGGCCGAGGACCGUAUUCUGUGCUUCGAGCUCGUCUCCAAGAGAAAUUGCCACUGGAUCCUCCAGUAUGUCAAAUCUGCUACCGGAGAGACGGAUGUACCGACCACCAUGGCCGAAUUCAUCAGUCAACGUCGUCGUUGGUUGAACGGAUCCUUCUUCGCUGCUGUCUACGCCCUGGCUCACUCUUUCGACAUCUUCCGGAGUGACCACUCUUUCUUGCGCAAAACCAUGUUUCUCGUUGAGUUUGUCUAUCAAACUAUCAGCAUGAUCUUUGCCUGGUUUGCUCUUGGUAACUUCUUCCUGGUUUUCCGCAUCCUUACUGCCUCCUUGCAGAACGAACUCGGUACCGCGGGUAAAGUACUCUUUAUCGUGUUCGAGUGGCUCUACAUCGCUGUGCUGAUAACAUGUUUCAUAUUAUCACUCGGUAAUCGGCCACAGGGUUCCAACAAGUGGUACAUGUCUAUGGUCUACUUCUGGUGCAUUAUCAUGGCUUAUCUCAUGUUCGCGUCCAUCUUCAUCACUGUUCGCUCCGUCCAGGGACAGAUUGAAACUAAUGGUGGCUUCAACGCGGCAGACUUGUUCAAGGAUAAGAUCUUUGCCACUCUGAUUAUAUCACUACUAUCAACGUAUGUGAUGUGGCUAGUGGUGUCCAUCAUCUUCCUGGAUCCAUGGCACAUGUUCACGUCGUUCUUCCAAUACCUGCUCAUGACACCCACAUACAUCAACAUUCUCAACGUCUACGCCUUCUGCAAUACCCACGAUAUCACUUGGGGUACUAAGGGAGACGACAAACCGGAAAAGUUGCCUUCGGUCACCACCAAGGCUGAUGGUAAAGCAGAUAUCCAGGCGCCAACUGACGACGCCGAUCUCAACACUCAGUACGAAACAGAACUCCGCGUCUUCAGCGCUAAGUGGAAGGAAGAGAAAAAGGUUCCUUCAGCUAGCGAGAAGCAAGAAGAUUACUACAAGGGCUUUCGAUCUGGUGUCGUGCUCUUCUGGAUGUUCUGCAAUUUGGGCCUGUCGGCUUUGGUUCUGCAGUCCGGUGGCCUGGAGCUCACCGUCAGUAGUCCCGACGAGGCCCAGCAGAAGCAGAACGACGCUGCCACUAUUUAUCUGGCAGUAGUUCUCUACAGUGUUGCUGGCUUGGCUGCGUUUAGGUUCAUCGGAGCUAUGUGGUUCUUGGUGGUACGAAUGUUCCGUGGUGUAUAA
This is a messenger RNA of Alternaria postmessia, 2811 nucleotides long. RefSeq names its product chitin synthase I. Lineage: Eukaryota; Fungi; Ascomycota; Dothideomycetes; Pleosporales; Pleosporaceae. Gene Ontology annotation, cellular component: cell periphery; cell septum. The transcript has 4 exons. The record is from RefSeq and is a predicted model, not a curated record. The coding region runs from base 1 to 2811 and encodes 936 amino acids. Gene Ontology annotation, molecular function: chitin synthase activity.